This is a messenger RNA of Chlorella variabilis, 3357 nucleotides long. RefSeq lists its product as hypothetical. Gene Ontology annotation, cellular component: cytoplasm; membrane. Gene Ontology annotation, biological process: vesicle-mediated transport; endosomal vesicle fusion; autophagy. The record is from RefSeq and is a predicted model, not a curated record. Lineage: Eukaryota; Viridiplantae; Chlorophyta; Trebouxiophyceae; Chlorellales; Chlorellaceae. The coding region runs from base 1 to 3357 and encodes 1118 amino acids. The transcript has 21 exons.
AUGGCGAGAGAUGCGGCGGCGGCGGCCAAGGGCGGUGGCGGGGCAAACAGGGGCGGCCAGGGCGCGGCCGGUGGCAGGCAUAUCGAUGCCUUCACGCUAGAGCAUAUGCUGGAGGAGAAGCGGGUGGCGUGCCUGGAAGUGUGGAGCCACUAUGUGCUCGUCGGCCUGACAGAUGGCACGCUGCUGCUAGUCUCCCAGCGGCGGCGGGUGCCCAGCAGCAGCAGCCUGGCAGCCAGCGACGCCGAUGGCUCGAGUGCCAGCGCCGGCACCGAUGCGGCCCAGGCAGCGCAGCAGGCGCCAGGCCAGCCGCCGCCAUGGGCCGUGGUGCAGUCGCUGCGCAACUUUGGCAAGGGCCAGAUCAAGCAGCUGCAGGUGGCACGCGAGCGCUCCAUGCUGCUCUGCCUGGCAGACGAUGGCGUGAACGCCUAUGUGCUGCCCGGCCUGCGGCUCAAGGCGCAGGCGGGGCGCAGCCGCGGCGCCAGCCUGUUUGCCUGGCACGGCGGCAGCGACACGCUGGCGGUGGUGACCAAGAAGAGGCUGGCCCUGUUCAAGUAUGAAGGCCUGGAGUUUGUGUUCCAGCGGGAGGCUUACUUCCCAGACGCGCCCACCUGCAUGCAGCUGUACAUGACUGUGGAUGUGGCCACCGCCAUCGUGACCCCCCUGUUCACCACAAAGGGCCCCGCAGCCAGCAUGGUGCCUGUGUCUGCCACGGAGGUGCUGCUGGCCAGGGACAGCAGCGGGGUGCUGUACGGGCCAGAGGGCCGCCCCUCCAAGCGCGGCGGCGGCAGCGGCGCCGUGGACUGGGCGGUACCUCCCGCUGUGCUGGCAGUCAGCGAGCCGUACGCGGUGGCGGUGUCGGAGGCAGGGGUGGAGGCCCGCCUGCUGCAGCCGCUCAAUGCCGCAGACCUGUGGCAGCAGCUGGCGCUGGCGCUGCCGGCCGCCGCCACCUCAUGCGGGGUGGCUCCCACCGCCGCCGCGGAUGGCUCGCUCUUCCUUGCCAGCCGGGGCACGGGCGCUAUCAAGCAGCUGCGCCCCGUGAGCUUUGCGCGGCAAGCAGAGCAGCUGCUGGGCCUGGGAGAGCACGAGGAGGCACUGGCUAUGGCAGCCCUCAUCCCCCUGGAGCAGGCUGAGGAGCGGCGGCAGCUGGAAGACAUCAUACACCUGGGCUAUGGCCGCCUGCUGUUCAGGCAGGGGCAGUACGAGGAAGCCAUGCUGCACUUUGGCAUGAGCGGGCUGGCGGGGCCGCUGCACCUGCUGCGCCUCUUCCCCUCGCUGGCGCCGCCCAAGCUGCUGGCUGCCGCCGCCGCCGAGCAGGCUGCUGCCGCGGCAGAGGCUGCUGCUGCCAGUGCUGUUGCGGGCGAGGGAGUGGGCACUCGCGAGCCUUCGCAAGCAGGGGAGCAGGCGGCGGCAGAGGCGGUGCAGGAGCUGGAGGAGGCAGCCGAUGCGGAGCCUCAGGGGGAGGCGUUUGUGGCGGCGGUGCAAGUUGUGACGCCCUACCUGCUCAGCCACCGCAGCCGGCUGGCGGCGGCAGCGGCCAGCCCCGCUAGGCCGGCCACGCUGCUCGGCGGCGGCGGCGGCUCGCAGCAGCACACGCCCCAGGCGGUGGCAGGCCUCGCAGGGGAGGUGGAGGUUGAGAUGGGCCCCAGCCCUUCCACCCGGGCGGUGAUGGUGCAGCAGCAGCUGGAGGGCAGCGCCACCGCCGCCCUGCUGGACACCUCACUGCUGCUGGCCCUGCUGGCCAUGCCCGAUAGCGGCGCGCUGCUGAGGUUUGUGCAUCGCCCAAACUGCGUGGACCUGGAGGCGGGCGAGGCGGCGCUCAAGGGGUCGGGGCGCUACUCGGAGCUGGUGGCGCUGUACCAGACCAAGGGCCGGCACUCGGCGGCGCUUGAGCUGCUGCACGCGCUGAGCCAGAGCCCGGAGCAGCUCCCGUCACCGCCGCAGGGCGCAGCGGCAGAGCUGCGGGGCCUGCCUGGCGUGUGGGCAGCUGUCAAGUAUGUGUGCCACAUGCCAGAGGGGGAGCGAGACCUGGGCCUCAUCUCCACGCAUGCCAAGUGGAUGCUGGCAGCCGACCCCGACGCCGGGCUGGAGAUGUUUGGCAGCAUGGACCCGCCGCUGCCGCCCUCUGCGGUGCUGCCCAUGCUCACCUCUUACGCACCACAGCUGGCAGGCCUGUAUCUGGAAGCAGCGCUGGCCACGGGCGCCGCUGACCCCUCCGUUUAUGAGCAGGAGCUGGCACGCAUAUACCUGGAGCGCAUUGCCCGCAGUACCAGCAGUACCAUCGGCGCCGCCAAGGGGGCAGGCGCUGGCAAGGCGGCCGGCAAGCCGGCUGGCAAGGGCGCUGCUAAGGUGGCUGGCGAGGCGGCGGAGGGUGUUGUGGAUGAGGCGGCGGUGCCUGAGUAUGGCAAGCUGAAACAGCUGAUUCUGAGCAGCUGCCGGCUCAACUAUGAGGCGCUGCUGCUGGUGAUACCGCAGCAUCGCAUGCUGGAGAUCCGCGCCGCGCUGCUGGAGCGGUUGGGCAGGCACACCGAGGCGCUGCGAAUCUACAUCCACCGCCUGCGCCAGCUGGGGGCGGCGGAAGCAUACUGCGACCGCGUGUACCAGCGGCGGCAGCAGCAGCUGCGCGAGCAGCGGCAUGCCGAGCUCGCCGCGGCGCUGCGGUGGCAGCGCCAGGCCGCCAGUGCCGCGGCAGGCAGUGGCGGCGCGGCGCCUGCUGGCUGGGCUUCCAGCAGCAUUGCCGGCCUGGGGGGCAGCAGCGGCAGCAUUCGCAGCCUGCAGUUUGGCGGCGGCGGCCACAGCGGCAGCGGCACCAACUUGCAUGCUGCAGGGGUGCCUGCCACCAAGCUGCAGCGGGCAGCGGGGAGCGGCGGCGACAGCGAGGAUGGAGCCGACAUUUAUCUGCUCAUGGUGCAGGUGCUGCUGGAAGAGGAGGACAGCAGCGGCACCUUCCACCAUGUCGAGCACGCGCCAGACCACGCUGUGUGGGGCGAGGUGCCGCUGGCCAGCGCACUGCCGUUCCUGGAGGGAGCGCUGUGGGGCGCGGGCGAGCGGCGGCGCACCGCCGCGGUGGCCCGCAACCUGCGCCGCUCGGAGCAUGUGGGCCUGCUGGGCGAGCUGGCAGAUGCGCGGCAGAGACAUGUGCUGCUGACGCCCGAACGCAACUGCAGCAUCUGCUACAAGAGGGUCGGCAGCGCGGCGCUGGUGGUGUUCCCUACCGGCAUGUUGGCGCACUACAGCUGCCACCGGCGGGCCUCUGGGGCUGGGCAGCAGGCGUCGGGGCGCGCGUCAGCAGACGGCACGGCCAACGGGCGAGUUGCGGUGGGCGCGGGCGGCGGCAGCAGCUUCCGCGAGUGGUCCUGA